AUGAUUCGUCACACUGCGCAUUUCUUUGUAGGCAAACAAAAACGAAAGUACAUGCAUGAAUGGGGCCCAAUAAUAGCAGACACGGUUUGCUUUUUGAGUUUCACAUGCUGUAACAAGCAAUUGGAAUCGGCUAUGAAAGGAGCAAUGGGAGGGAAGGACUUGCUCUCGGCCGCCGAUGAAAUCCAAAAGAUGGCUGAGACGACUCUGGGAGGCAAAUUCGAGACGGUGGUCGCGUUGGACGAUUUCGCUUACAAAUCUCACUUCAAGGAGUGCGAAGCGGCGAUCAUUUGCUUCAGUGAAACUGGAACUUGA
Molecule: messenger RNA, 312 nt
Organism: Haemonchus placei
Lineage: Eukaryota; Metazoa; Nematoda; Chromadorea; Rhabditida; Trichostrongylidae
Source: the annotation of a GenBank genome assembly